GUCUAUUGAAGAGAGAUGAGCAAUUUCAGCUGGUUAAGGACCUCUUAUCUGAAACACGCGAUCCUAGCAUCUAAUGUGGCUGGUAGCGUAGAAUCGUUGAGCCCCAAGCAAACACGGGUACGUCAGAGCGCGGGACGGGUGAUAAUGCAAUUACUUGUAGUAAUCUGUCGGCGCGGCGUGCCGGUGGGAGUCAGUCAGGCGCGCUCAGCCACACACUGCACAGACAUGCGCGGAAGCACUGCGGGGCUGGCCGACACGCUGGCGAGCGGCUCGCGCGCGCACGCCGCACUGCUCGAGUGCGCCGACGCGCUCUUCGCGAGCCUCGUGGUGGCACCAGCCGUCGUCACCUACUGGAAGUCCACAUGGACCCUCAUGGACCUGUACGUGCUGCCCGACGACCCCGUGGGCAGCGCGGCCGCGUGUGCUGCCUUCGGACUGUGCUGUGACUUGUUGUUUUCCGUGUUCCAAACGCAACUGAGCAAAUACCUUAGGCCGGAGCGGGGUAGGCUGACGUACUACAUAGUGUCGCGGCUGUGCACGGGCGUGGCAGGCGUGGCGUGCGUGGGUGCGUGGCGUGGAGUCUGGAACCUGCUGAACGAGUGCACGGGCGACAGCGCGCGCACGCUGCUGUCCACCACGGCGGCGGCCACGCUGUCGCUGGCAGCACUCCGGGCGCUGCGGAACAUCUGCGCCGCGCCCUUCGCUGUCGCCGUUGACUCUCCUCAGGAUUACUUUGAUGUGCCCACGAUGUUCCGUACGAACAGCAGAGAGACGAUGCUGUACAUCCUGGACUGCAUCUUCUCGGUGACGGUGGUCGGCUCGCUGGUGGUCUUCGUGUGGCGCGGCUCCUGGGCACUGCUCGACAUCUUCCUCUUCCCUGACGACAAGACGAAAUCCUGCUGGACUUCAUUGAUAGUAGGCUACGCAGUGGUGAUAGUAACGUUCGCCCUGCAAGCUCCGGUGCGCUGGUCUGCCGCGAGGCUGCACGGCGCGCCCCGGCUGCUGCUGGCCGAUGUGUACCACUUCAUCUCCUUCAUAGCCACGGUGAACGUGUGGCGGGGCGUGUGGGGACUGCUCGAUAUUUACUUCUUCCCAGAAUCACCAAAGCUCAGCAAUUGGAGCUCCCACAUCAUCAGCUUGACGCUCCUCAUCCUGCUGAACUGCUCCAACUCCGUGAUCGUCCGAGGGGUCUACAUCGACGCCGAGGAGCCAGCGGGAGAGUGCGUGGUCUUCCCUUGCCACUACCUCAGGCUAUUCUUCCAUAAAGAACGAACCAAGAAGAGACACAGAAGAGCUUUACAGGCUGCAGCAGCUGCUGGUAGAAAGCCAGAAGAUGCCAGCGUACCUUUACAAAUACCAGAAGAAAAGGUCUAGUUUUAAAGAUGUGUUCCACAGUAGUGAAGGAACUUUAUUUGUAUGGUUAGUCCCCAGUGAUGCAGUGUUUUAAGUGAACAAGGGGAUCGAAGCUAAUAACAUAUGGAGUAAUAUUAACGUGACCCGCCUAUGGAAUAAAAUACUACUUAUAAGAGCGAAAAUGGCUUAAAAUACCUGAUACUUUCGAAUGAGAACGAUUUUGAAUCAAGUUGGUCCAAAUCGUUUGUACUAUCUCAUUUUGAUAAUUUAGUAGUACUAAUUUUGCUCCUAGGUAAGAAUUUCGCCUCUAUUCGAAGUAUUUAUAAUCAUCAUUUUUCUAUAAACGUGAUUGUAGUACAAAACGCAACUUACUAUCAUCCCCAAACUCGAAUAAAAACACAACACAAAAUAAUACGUAGUGAAUAGUGAUAAAAAAAUCGUAGCCGAAAAUCUCGUAGCAAUUUUCGUAGCAAAAGACGUAGCCCGUAGCAUUUUUCUUUAACUUUAAACUUUGUCAAAUUCAACACUGUUACUGCAUAAAUAUUUAGUGCUCUUUGUGAUUGUUGUUAUAUGUUUUUUCUACUAUAAUUAUAAUACGUUGUAUACGCAAUAAAAAGGUAGUACAAAAACAAUUUCUAUUGCAAAAGUCAUAUGGCUUAUUUUCGAAUCUACUUCAAACAAUAUUAAUAUGUAACAUAGUGUACGCGACUUUACAAAACUACCUCUUCUUUCAUCCUAUUUUAUAGAAUCUUUUUAUAAUUCAAAUAUUCCUUUGCAUUAUCAAACGCCUGUCAUAAUACUACUAGCAAGUUUUGGUACUUCGUUGUAUAAUUUGAACAAUCGUCACAGCAUAAUCUUCACGUCACAUUUCCUUAGCUUAAUUUAACAUAAGUAUUCGUUCUAAGUCAAGAUAUUAAAGUCUUUACUAGUUUUUAAAGUAAAAUAUGUAAAUAUGAUACAAAACAGUUGUAAGCACUAAGUUAUUGUAAGUACUGUUGAACAAAACAUAAUAAACGUAUUGCUAUUUUA
Spodoptera frugiperda (fall armyworm) is the source of this 2382-nucleotide messenger RNA. RefSeq lists its product as uncharacterized. The record is from RefSeq and is a predicted model, not a curated record. Gene Ontology annotation, cellular component: presynaptic membrane. Bases 16 to 1374 code for a protein of 452 amino acids. The transcript has 4 exons. NCBI's taxonomy places the organism in Eukaryota, Metazoa, Arthropoda, Insecta, Lepidoptera, Noctuidae. Gene Ontology annotation, biological process: neuron-neuron synaptic transmission; neuromuscular synaptic transmission; clustering of voltage-gated calcium channels.